UCCCCAAUCCAUCUCCUCCUUAUAAAGACACCCUCUCCCUUUCUGUCUCCCUCACACACUCCUCCAGCGAUUGCACAACUACAAGUUAUAUCCAGCAGCAAAGUAUCCUUGAGUUGCUCGACGUCAGCGAGGGCCUCCCUUCGCUCACUGGCCAACUGCCCGCCGCUCCUUGAGCAUACACACUGUGUGGCUUUACUUGCCGGCGGCAGUCUGCAGUCUCUGUUAGCUCCGGCCGGCGGUAGCUAGCUUGUCAUCCCGGCCGGCGACGCAGCGGCGGCUAGGAAGGAAGACGAUGUCGAGCAGAAGGUCGUCGCGCGGCGCCAUCUCCGACGAGGAGAUCAACGAGCUCAUCUCCAAGCUCCAGUCUCUGCUCCCCAACUCUCGCCGCCGCGGCUCCAGCCAGGCGUCGACGACGAAGCUGCUCAAGGAGACGUGCAGCUACAUCAAGAGCCUCCACCGGGAGGUGGACGACCUCAGCGACCGGCUGUCGGACCUCAUGUCGACCAUGGACCACAAUAGCGCCGGAGCAGAGAUCAUCCGCAGCAUCCUCCGCUCGUGAUCGUACGUACUGAAGUGCCGGCAGGUCGGCGAGGACUAAACCGCCGGGACGAUUAAGCGGCGGCGGCGCCAUGGGUUUCUCCGGCCAGCCGGACACGUACGCACGAGAGCUUUGCUUAGCUAGGGUAUAUAUAUUUGUCCUCCACAUAUUUAAAUAUGUAUCUCUUUCCUGCUCCCUUUCUGCCUAGAUCGAUCUGAUCGUGUAGAUCGAAAAAUGUACUCCGUGUCCCUAAGCUUCACUCCUUCUGCUGUACUGCGUAGGGCAUUAGCUUAGCUAGCGUCCCUACCUUGGGCCAAAGCUUAUCCUCGCGCGCUGGCUGCCGCUUGAGUUAAUCUCUCGAUCGUCUCCUCCGUGUGCGUGUUUCCCUCGCUAGCUCGGAGCUGGAUAGAUGGCUCCGUUCCUCCUCCUGUCUGCCUCUUCCCCUCUUUUGUUCUCCCUUUCUCGAUCUACUACUCGAUAUGUAAAUUUAGUUGGUGGCAUUGGAUCGAGUUGUGUCCUCUAUAGACAACCGACCGACCACUACUACGGUACUACUCCUCCUACUAUUACCUAGAGCAAAUUAAUAUCAACGCCAUGUUGUACCAUCCAGGUUUAACUUUUGUUGGAAUACGUACUACGAGAUCAAAUUAA
Messenger RNA from Hordeum vulgare subsp. vulgare (domesticated barley), 1189 nucleotides. RefSeq names its product transcription factor ILI5. Gene Ontology annotation, biological process: regulation of DNA-templated transcription; regulation of growth. The coding region runs from base 293 to 559 and encodes 88 amino acids. The record is from RefSeq and is a predicted model, not a curated record. Lineage: Eukaryota; Viridiplantae; Streptophyta; Magnoliopsida; Poales; Poaceae. The transcript is spliced from 2 exons. Gene Ontology annotation, molecular function: protein dimerization activity.